UUACGGCUCCGCAGUUAGUUACAUUUCAAGAAAUGACAAAACUCAUGCAACAGUGUGAACUGUUAGAUGAAGUACGCGACGAUACGACAUCCAGUUCGAUGAUAAAUACAAUGAGCAAAAGUAUUCAUGGAAUGGGGAGCGUCUUAUCUCUUCUUUCAGGCAUCUUACCAGUCAUUGUAGGUACCAAGUGGUGUGGAACCGGAGAUAUUGCUGAAAACUAUCAUGAUUUAGGCGAAGAAGCUCAAAUUGAUAGAUGUUGUCGCAGUCAUGAUCUUUGUCCUGUUAAAGUCCGAGCUCAACAAACGCGGUACAAUAUCACCAACUAUUCCAUAUAUACCAAAUCGCAUUGCGUGUGCGACGAGGCGUUGUAUUAUUGUUUAAAAGCUGCAACGCAUCCGGCUGCCCACAUCAUGGGUCACUUAUAUUUCAAUGUAAUUAAAAUACCUUGCAUAGAGGAUGAUCCAUCAGCCGAACGGACUUCCGUAGGAUUAGGAAGACGAUUUAUUCCUGUUAAAAUGAAUUAUUAGAAUGAUUCUGAUAGAUAUUAACAGAUGCAAUUUAUGUUGUAUAGCAGUAAUUUUAAUAUUUUUAUACCACAAAUGUUGUACAAGUUUUUUGUAGUAAGAAAUCGGGAAAGGAUAUUUAUUAUUUAUAAUUCUUGUUAAUAGUAUACAUAUGUAAAUACAUUAUGAUAUAGUAAAGCUUACAUGACGUUUCCAUUCAACUGAUUUGAUCUGCAUUUACCAGUAUGCUCUGCUCUGUUGCAGAUGAAAUUGCUUGCUUCAUGGAUGGUAACUUAGGUAUGAUGUUUUGAAUAGUAUUUUUGAUACUGAUAACAUUGUGAUUAUAAAGAUUUCCUGUGAAAUUAUUUA
Osmia lignaria (orchard mason bee) is the source of this 872-nucleotide messenger RNA. Lineage: Eukaryota; Metazoa; Arthropoda; Insecta; Hymenoptera; Megachilidae. The record is from RefSeq and is a predicted model, not a curated record.